Molecule: messenger RNA, 553 nt
Organism: Gregarina niphandrodes
Lineage: Eukaryota; Apicomplexa; Conoidasida; Eugregarinorida; Gregarinidae
Exons: 2
Source: RefSeq, a predicted model, not a curated record
GCCUCGACGAGUGCCCGGGCGACGUUUCCGAGUUCAUGUCUGAGCGCCAGCAGAAGGACAGCGAGCUGGAUCAACGGGCGGCUGACUACCACAGAGCCGACUACGGCUUGCUCCAGAAGCAGCACUUCAAGCUCCAAGAAGUCAACUCAAAAAUGCACGAGGCAGAGUACGACGACUUUAUCGCUUUCAACAACAUUGCGUUUCUCGCCACAAUUUCCGGGAAGCCCAAGCGUUCCUGGCCUAGCGUGCUCUGCAAGAAAGCGCUGGAAUACGCCGCCGUGGCGGUCGCACUUGGGCUCUUCGAACGUUGGUGUGCCUCAGACGGCUACUGGAACGACGUACGGAGCUCCCAGAACGGCACGACGCCAGCCAACGGCACCGGUGGCCCAUUGGCCGAGGGCUUACAUCAGGUCCGGACAGGCGAAGCACCAGGCCUUUUGCACAAAGUGUUUGUCGAUUUGGUAAGCUGGCACAGGAAACAGGCAACGCGACGACGGCUGGUAACCUUACGCAGACCGCUAACUUUACACCGCAAACCGACCGCGGUCUGCCC